Molecule: messenger RNA, 3573 nt
Organism: Seminavis robusta
Lineage: Eukaryota; Bacillariophyta; Bacillariophyceae; Naviculales; Naviculaceae
Source: the annotation of a GenBank genome assembly
AUGAUGAAUGGCGAGGGCUCGAUUCGUGCCGAUGAGUUUUUGGAUCGCUAUAGCGGUGCAUUCUCAAACGAAGAUGCCGAUGACGAUAACAAUGAUGAUCAUGAAAGCACGAGAAGCGCCACCAACACCAACUCCGAAGGCCGCUCGGAUGAGCGAGAGUUUACGGAUGAACUUUUGAAGCGAGAGAAGCAAGCCGUCCAGUGCGCUCGCAGGGCUGUGAUUGGUGCCAUUGUCGUGGCUGCCAUUGCCGUUUCUGCCGCGGUCUACGUGUUUGCCGACCGAGGUGACAAGAGGACCUUUGAAAUCGAGUAUGAUCGAGUCACUCGUACUUUGGUCGACCAGGUUCAGUGGCAAGUCCAGUACAACUUCGCCCUCAUGCAAAUGUUGAGCGCCGAAAUGACCACCGCUUCCAUGCUCGUCGAUGCACAGUUCCCCAACUUUACCCAUCCGCACUUUGAAGUCCACGGCGGCUAUACGGAUGGGAUGGGUGGUAUCAUGAUGUCCGCCUUUGUCCCGCUCGUAGAUGGCUCCAAGCAGUCAGAGUGGGAAGCCUAUGCUCAAGGACAUCAGGGAUGGCUCAAUGAGAGUGCCCGUCUGAGGGAAGUCCAUCCCAUCCACCGUGAUCCACUCCACGGGACAUUUCAGUCAUAUGAGGGAGAUCGUCGUCGUCGCCUCCUCCAACCUCCUCCACAACCACGUCAACUUCAGUCUUCCCACAACAACGAUCUCAUCCUCAUUCCCAAUGUCACACAAAACCGCAUCUCGGAAUCCAUCUUUUGGCUCGAACAAGACGGUACCAAAACACCUCUCCAAGGCAAACCGGGGGAUAUCUUUGGUCCUCUCUGGCAGUCUUCUCCUCGCAAUGCCGACGUGGUCAAUGUCGAUCUGCUCUCCGAUCCACGCCUCAAGCAAUUGCACAAAAUCAAUCUCGCGGUCAAACACACAGUCAUGAGUGCUGCCACCGAAAUUGGGCUACUCUUUGAUUGGAUGUUUGAUGAUCACGAAAAGGAACGCAAGCUCGAGCCACAUGCCUUUCUCAUGGACCUGGUCUACCCGAGGUAUGAUACCACAGAGACCGUCGUGGAGGGUCAUGUGGUACGGGAAAUGGACCCCAUUGGAUUCGUCUUGGGCUUGACGUCGUACCGAAACUUUUUCGACAAGAGUUUGCCCGACGGAACCAAUGGCAUCAUUUGUGUCGUCGAUGAAACCUGUGCACAGCCGUUCACGUAUGAAGUCUAUGGAAAGAAGGGUGACUUUAUUGGAUACGGCGACAGGCAUGACCCCAAGUAUGAUCAUUACCGAGUUACGGUGCCUUUGGAGUUGUACGAUGAUGUCCACGAAAACGAGGGUCUUUGCCCUCAUACUCUCAACAUCUACCCCAGUGUUGUCUUUGAGGAAGAAUACAAAACCAAUCACGCAAUGAUUUUCACAACCCUGGUUCUGGCCGCAUUCGGCGUCACGGCCGUGAUCCUCUUUGUCUAUGAUUUGUUGGUGACACGCCGUCAAAACAGAACAAUGGAAGCCGCCAUCAAGAGUAACUCGAUUGUUUCCGGGCUGUUUCCAAAGGCCGUUCGCGAUCGAUUGAUGGCCGAGGACAGCAGCAAAGCCAAAAAAAGCACCAAAGAUUCGAGCUUCUUGCACAGUGAAGUGACCAAGCAUGGGCAGUUCAAGACGGCCCCAAUCGCCGAUUACUUUGCCGAAACAACCGUGAUUUUUGCCGACUUGGUUGGAUUCACAGCUUGGAGCUCUGCACGUGGGCCGGAACAGGUGUUCACCCUACUUGAGACUAUCUACCAUGCUUUUGAUGAAAUUGCCUCGCAGAGAAAAGUAUUCAAGGUCGAGACGGUGGGAGACUGUUAUGUUGCGGUAACAGGGUUGCCAAAUCCGAGAAAGGAUCACGCCCUUUUGAUGUGCAGGUUUGCCAGGGAGUGCAUGCAGAAGAUGUGGUCGGUUGUGAAAAAGCUGGAGACGUCUCUGGGACCUGACACGGCAGAUCUGACUUGCCGAAUGGGGAUUCACUCUGGCCCCGUCACCGCUGGAGUGCUUCGAGGAGAGCGGUCUCGUUUCCAGCUCUUUGGCGACACGAUGAAUACCUGCGCAAGAGUCGAAACUCUGGGAGAAAAGAACAAGAUUCACAUCUCUCAAGAAACUGCUGAUCUGUUGAUUGCUGCGGGCAAAAACGGAUGGAUCAGCCCGCGAGAAGACAAGAUUGAUGCGAAGGGAAAGGGCUUGCUGCAAACUUACUGGCUGGAGCUGGACGAUCGAUCGGAAACAGCGUCAAGUUCCAAUGACGGCGGCUCAGUGGCAAGCUUUGUAGACGAAGCGCAAGACGAUGAAGCCCAGAAUACCAACUUGGAGCCUGCCAUCAAAGUCACAGGCAAGAUGGCUCGACUUGUUGACUGGAACGUGGAUGUGCUUUGUCGGUUGCUCAAGCAGAUUGCAGCUCGUAGAAAGGCAGCAGAACUCAGCAAGUCGGCACUCAAGAACAGCGUGAGGGAUCAGGAGGCACAUACAGGAAAAGACGGCGGAGUCAUUGAGGAAGUGGCUGAGGUCAUUGAACUCCCCUUGUUCGAUGCAAAAGCAGCUGCACGACAGCCAGGCAUUGAAACCAUUGAACUUCCGUCUGAAGUGCAGAGGCAGGUGAAGCAGUUCGUCACCAAGAUAUGCUCCUGCUAUCGACCCAACCCCUUCCAUAAUUUCGAACAUGCAAGCCAUGUUGCGAUGAGUGCCGUGAAACUGCUCUCUAGAAUUCAGAGAUGUGACGUGGAUAUCUUCGAGCAGGAAGGAGAGGGAACUGUUGAUUCCAUGAAAAGGGCAUCCAUGCAUGACCACACAUACGGCAUCACCUCGGAUCCGCUUACUCAGUUUGCUUGUGUGCUUUCUGCCCUCAUCCACGAUGUUGAUCACCCUGGAGUGCCCAACUCACAGCUUGUGAAAGAGGGCUCACCGAUGUCGGAGAAGUACAAUGGGACGAGUGUUGCUGAACAGAACUCUGUUGACCUCAGUUGGGAGCUUCUGAUGAGUUCACAAUACAAAGAGCUUCGUUCCGCAAUUUACGGCAACAAGCAAGAGUUGUCAAGGUUUCGUCAGCUCCUUGUGAACGCCGUGAUGGCAACCGAUAUCGUCGAUAAGAAUCUUAAACGCAUGAGAGACGCACGCUGGGAAAAGGCAUUCUCGGGAGAGCAUAUUGAUUUUGACGGGCAGGAAGGAGUGAACCGCAAGGCCACCAUUGUCAUUGAGCAUCUACUUCAAGCAAGUGACGUGGCGCACACAAUGCAGCAUUGGCACAUCUACAGAAAAUGGAAUGAGCGAUUCUUCCAAGAAUGCUACAAGGCUUACUUGGAUGGCAGAGCUGGGGACAAAGACCCCUCUGAAUGCUGGUACAGGGGCGAACUGGGUUUCUUCGACUACUAUAUCAUCCCACUUGCCAAGAAAUUGAAGGAUUGUGGUGUCUUCGGUGUCAGCAGUGACGAGUAUCUUAACUACGCGGUCCGGAACCGACAAGAAUGGGAGCAGAAGGGAAGACAAGUUGUCGAAGAGAUGGUCGGCAACGCAAAAGAACUGUUCAAUUAA